AUGGCGGAACCCUACCUGUCGAACAAGAGAAUUUACGAACUGCUGUCAACGAACAGCUACAGAGGACAGGAGAAGGGAAUCCUACGAUCCUUCGAGAAGAGGUACUGCAAGUUGCUGACCUACCUGGGCACAGACAACAAGCGGCAGGAAAUUAUUUCCAUAAAGCUGCAACAGUAUAUUAAUGAAAAUUUGAGUUUCAGUGAUUCCAAGUCGUACUUCUUUGGAUUUUCCAAGGAGCUGCUGGUGCAUUGUAUGAGGGUAUACUAUUAUGAGGAGCUGUGCUCAGGCGGCAAUUGUGGGGGUACCAAGAGGGACGACCUAGACGACUACAGCAGUGACGGCAGGGGAGGUGACAUGCCAGGUGACGCUGCUACAGAUGAGAGGCUGUUCACGCACCUGGAGAAGAAUUCAGACCAGAUCGAAAUGAGCAAACUACACGAUAUAUACUGCGAUGAAUACUUUUACCUGUUUAAGAAUGUCCUGUGUGUGCUGAAAACGUGCGCCGUUUUUUAUGCCUACCCGAAUUACAAAGCAGAGGAUCUGUCAUUCGAGAGGAACUUCUUCUACGUGCUCUUCGAACUGGUGGAAGGAAAACUCAACAUCCAACAACUGCUGCAGAUAUACUUCGAUACGUACAAAGAUACGAACAACUAUUUUGAAAUGAUUAACAAGACAGAUGUAGAGAACAGGACAUGGGUGUAUAAGUACCUUAUCCUCUUCCUGAACGUGCAGAUUUGUUGCAUUAAUAUUUUUUUUUACAUGCAACUGAGGGUGAACAUUUUUUCAAAGUACAAUUUGAAGUCCAUGGUGGGGAUGUUCUUAUCCUCGUCUCAGGUGGAUAGCAACAGUGGAUCAUACGUAUUAGGUGCAUUGGAGGGAAGAGGAGAGCACCCCCACGGGGACAUCGUUACAAGCACGCUCCUACAGAAGGAGUAUUCCGUAAUUUUUCUCAUGGCGUCAGUGAGUAAUCUGCUCACAUGGGAAGAGCACAGCAAACUGGUAAAAGGUGUCUCCCCCCAGUCAGCCAUUUUAAUGAAGUUUUUUUUUCUUUUCAAGGAUGAAAAAAAUUUUAAAAAUUACGAGGAAAACAUCCGUAUGGUAGCUCAGUGUUUACCUCACCUUUACGAAAUGAUAAACCGGUUUUACCUCAUAGGGGAUAACUUCGUGUAUAAGAGGAUAAUCCUGCGUGUGCUCAACAAUGCUCUGUGCACGGAGAAGGAAAGGGAGGGUGACGUCCUCCCCUUCGAUGAGGAGGCAGACCUGGGCAACAACAGUAACAACAGUAACAACAGCAACAACAACAAUAACAACAACAGCUGUUCAGACAAUACGGAGGUGGAAAACGGGGGAGGCAUCCACCUACUUAACGGUGAUCCCAAGUGGGGAAAACUCCCUCGGAAUAAACAUCCACGAUACUAUGGCGGGAGAAAGAGAGGAGCGGACGGGGGGGAUGAUUUAUCGUCUGCCUCGAACUGCAUGACGGAGGAGGAGGAAGAAGGAGACGACCAGGUGGGCAACGAGGGGGAAAAAGUUCAGGUCCGUCACGUGCGGUUCAACUCCAUGUCUGAGAGAGACAUAAACUUCUCCCUGAUUAAAAAUAUGAAGAAGCAUAUCGAGAAGAAGGAAUUUUUCAAAAAAACAAUAAACUUGAAGUUAUUUCUGAAAAUCUGCACAUGUCUCUGCAGCAAGGAUGACUACAUUCUGUUCAGCCAGGAUAUAUUGAAGGAGGGGAGGAACAUCCACUUAUGCAUGGAAUACCUACAGGAGGAAGACACGCAGGUUGAGUUCGACCUGUACGCCCAGAAGUACUUUCUCUACGACUUCAGUUACAGUAACACGGAAAUUGUUACCACGCAGGAGGAGAGGAAGAAGAGGGUGUCUUCCUACCUUUCCAUAGAAAGCAAAAAUAUUCUUCUGGAAAUUUCGUCUCUCUUCUUCUCCUACGAUUAUUUGAAGUGGUACAACAUAUCGAAUAGGGAAAACCAUCAGCAGGUCCACCAGGACGACCUCCCCGUUGAGCUUACCCAUCGGGACAGCUCCAUAUACCACCCCGUUAUUCUGCAAAACGUGAACCGUCUCGUCCUAGAAUUGUUCUACAGCAAAGUUAGCGUCUCCUCAGUGGAGCACCUCAUCAUGUUCAACCACAAUUUGUUGUCCAUUUAUAGAAUUCUGAAAGCGCUCAUCGGGACGAGUGCUAAUUUAGUCAGUUUUAGCGAAGUGGUAAAAAGGGUGGAUGCAAUUUCCAAAAGGAAUGACGACAGAAUGGUACCUGUUAACACGACAGAGGAGUUCAUGGUGACCGUCUUGGAAAACUCCCUCUACUUCAAAAUAACAGAAACGUUGAAAAGGAAAAAGUUAAGUCCAAACAACGUAUUUAUUACAUACGUGGAAUAUUACUACAUUUUGUUAGAUUUUUACUGCAAGUAUAUUUACAACAAUUUUGUCUACAAUAGGAGGAAGGAUUUUUUCGAAGACGAUUUUUUUCACACAUUCCAGUACAUCACUCUUUUUUUUUGUAAAAUUUUAAAAAUCAACAAAUGCUUCCACGUGUUGGUCGAAAUAAAGUUGAACAAUUAUUUCGGACUGAGUUAUGACAUAUUUAACAGCUUCGUCAGUCUGUUUACUUUCCUCUUUUUUUUCUCCUUAAAAUAUAAAGAGAUGAAUGGAUUGAAUGAAGAUAUAUCCACUUGUUUACUUUUUCUUCUGAAAAAAAUAAAUAUUAACAAGUUGAAUGCUUACGUUUUUCAAAUUUUCUCCCAUUUGGAGCAUGAAGAUUUGCUACGCAGGGAGAGGAAGGAAGGGGCUCAGGAGAGACCACGAAACAUGUUCAGCUCCUCCGACAGGGAUAACACACACACGAAGGAAGAUGAUCAUAGGAACAGUGAUCCGAACCUCGGGGGUAACUUCCCCUCGGAAAACUACUUCACCCGCAGCGGCAACUACGGUGACCUCGCCAACUUCACGUAUGAGAAGGACCAAAUGGAUAUUAAGGAAAACUUCCGUAUCGACAUCUCCUUCUUGAAGAUGUUCGUCCUAAUGGAUGAGGUGCGUCAGGUGCAGAUGAUCACACCAGGGGGGGAAACCGACAAGGCAAGCAACAGAAGCAGUGAGGAGGACAGCCAGAGUGACAGCAGUCACAGCGAUCAAAGCGAAUGUAGUCAUCGAAGCGAUCGAAGUGAUCGGGACGACCUCCGUGAUUGCUCCUCCCGCCGAGCGAACGAACACGCCACGGAAAACUUCAGCCUGGAGGAAAUUUGCGUGGUGACCCUCAUGCACCUGUUCCAGGGGGAGGACCACAAAGCCAGCUUCAUUGCAGACCUGCUAAAGAUAUAUGAGGAGGAAAAAAAAAAAAAAAUCUACCCAUGCACAGAGGCAAUUUUAAAAAUAUUUCAAAAAAUGAUCAAAAGGAAAGGCAACACCUACUUCCACCAGGAUGUAUACAAAUCCUUCCAAAACAAAGUGUUGCAAAUGCUAGACAGCGUGGAGAUCCUGGAAAGCAAAUGGGUCACGUGGGUCUUCACCCAUUGUGCGAGCACGUUCAAAAGGGAAAAAGACAUUGAUAUUAAAAAACUGGUUAAGCUCUUUUUUGUUUCCUUCUACAAAUUUUUAAAACGAUAUUUUAUCCAGAUAAAUACCUUUUUGAGGAAUAAAAAAAUGUACAACAGUUAUAACAGUUUUAGCGACUUUUAUUUUUUCCUCUUCUCCAAAUAUAUUAACAGAAUAUUUACAGAAAACUUCUCCUCCUCCUUCAUUUUUAAGCUGAAAAAAUUUUCCAUUUUAAAUACGUCCAUAUCGAUUGUGAACUACAUGCUGAAAAUGGUCAAAAUGGUAAACCUGCAAAGGUUGAGGGAUGUGCAUGGAGAGUUGAGCUGUUCUUUCUCCCAAAGGUCAGCCGUGGUUGGUCCCCUUUUGAACAUGCCCAAUGGGGAGCAUACCCACAGGAGGGAGGAGAUGCUUCUUCACCUGCCCGAGGAGCAGAAAAAUCAAUCGGUACCCUUCUACACACAAAGUGGGAAGAGAAACGAGUCAGCCAUAUUCAACAGCUUCAUGAAAAAUAUAAUUAUAAACCACAAGACGUUGCUGAACAGGCCGGAACUAUAUUCCACCAAGCGAGUGAAUAUUUUUCAAAUAGGAAAAGAUCCAAGCAACCCCACCAACAAUGGUUACACCAUGGAUUACUUGCAGGACAUUCUGUUGCUUGAAAAGGAGAGCCAAGAUUGGAAGCUGCUAGGAAGUAGUAACGUUUUCUCUAACAGGGUGGAUGCUCCAGGGGGGAUUAAAAAUUCUCAUCAGAAUGGAUUUACCAAUGAUAAGACAAAUGCAUAUGGUACCCACGUGGGUAACAUGCAAGCGAAUGUGCAACGGAAUAAUCGCUCAGGGAAGGUCGAGCGUUUGCUUCACCCAUCCACAGUCAACUUCAGUAUGAACGGUUCCUCAGUCAGUGAGAACUCCAUUAUGAAGAAUGAAACAUUCGACGCGGAAAUAGAAGAGCUAUCACCCGUAGAGAGAUACAAGUUCACCUUCUCGACCUUUUUCAAUCACAUAAAAAAUUUUCUACAGAUCGUUUUGCAAAAUAAUUACGUCUUCUUUCUCAGUGACUUUUUACUAAUGCAUUAUGAACAGUCAGGCAAAAAAAAUAAUUUGUUCCAAUAUAACCUGAACAAGUCAGGUGGAUUUUACUCCGUUUUUAAUUUCCUCAUAAAUGAAUAUGUCGAGAAUUACUACAAGGAUAGGUAUGCCUACGUGGGGUGUCACUCGGUGAAGAUUCCUCAUUUUAGGAAACUCAACGAGCAGGUGAUCAAUCGUAUUCUGCUUCUCUUUUCGCUUCUUCUGGAGGCUUCUUGUGAGCUGUCCUUUUUGGAAGAAAUCAACGGCGUGUGUGCAAACAUUUCGAACCAGAUUUUUUCCCUCUUCGACACGUCUCACUUGAUCUUGAGUUUGUUCUCCAAGGUUACCUUGAGCGUCAUUCCGAAGAACGACCUCGUCAGCCAAUCGAUCAACAACGAUAUCCUGAGCAUAGAGAAAAGGCAGGCAGAGGAAAAGAGGGAAAUACUCACCAUAUCCCUGCUAUACUUCCUCACAUACAACUACAAGAACAUAUGUAACUUUUACUUGCGCCUGAACAGAUUUUUUAAAAUGAACGACUUCAACAACAUUUAUUUUUUGUGUAAGUACAGCCAGGGGUUCUUGCCCCUCCCCAAGGUAAUCAACCUAUUCCUGCAAAAGAUCCUGUUCUGUCUGAACAAAUCCAACAGUGCAACUGUCGAUAAUAUCAAGCUGGCCUACAUGAAGCGAGUCUUCCACGUGCUCAAGUUUGUCUACGAUUUUGUAAAGGACAACGAUUUGGUAACCGUGUCUAUUUUUCGAAGUUUGUUCAACGUCCUUCUGCGGAUCAUCAGGGGGUACGUGAGGGACAACGAAGGGGAAAAACACACGGGGGCGAAACAGUUGAAGAAGAAGCAAACGGAGGAACCGCCCUGCGAAGUGGCAUCCUACCAAUUCUACCACUUGCGCGUUCUUAACUUGGCUCUCCACUUUGCCAACGCGAUUUACUUUAACCUGGCUCCAGUGGAAAAAUCAACCGGGGAUAAACCCAACAAGGAAAGUCCGAAGGAAGAGGAGGGAGGAGGGCUCUACCGAAAGGAGCCAUUCUGGUACAACGUGGAAAAAUUGCUAGACCUGUUCACCCGCAGGUUAAAAAAAAACACCGACAAAUUCCUCUACUCCAGGAUCCACCACCUAUACACAAAGGAAGCAAAAAAAGAAAUAACCAUCUACAUGCAUAACCUGAACAUUAUGUGUGAGGUGUUCGAGCUCAUUGUUAAGGGAGUUUAUACCAAGGAGAGUCUGGUGUACCGAUUACUUAUUCGCAUUUCCUACGACCCUACCAUUUCUAGUGUAUUUUUUAACAUAAACUACGACACCCUGCAGCAAGUGAUGAAUUCCUACCAGGACCUACACAGGAAAAAUUUGGACUCCGCGCAGAACAUUAAAUUGUUGCUCCUGAACUGCAGAGGCGUAAAUGUAAACUCGUACGGACUGAUUAAUGAUGACGCACUUAUUGAAAAUGUUAUGGACUUUAUUACCCAGAGGAGGAUAAACCAUAAGUAUAUCCUAAACGUGAGUGAGCAUAGAAAAUCUGUGCAUCAUGGGGACGACAACAUGUUCGAGGAGAACAAUCACUCCUUUUCGGUGAAAAGUUUAAUUCAAAAGAAGAUCGAACUGUUGGACUCGGAUUAUGUAUAUAAUAGAAUUUUCAACGGGAAGGCAAAAAGGUAUGGAAAAAAGAAUUUUCUCUUUGACGUUAGGAACUACCUCUACUGUGUGAACGUCUGUUCAGGGGGGGGAAAUAACAUCACCAACGGGAACGGUGGUGGAAACACAAUCGCACAGGAGCACCUCCGCCAGAUUGAUCUAUUUCCCGGGUCGAGAUUACCGCCUGGUAGCGUGAUCCAUCUGGAAACAGGGUCAAUGCAUGACGGGGGUAAAUACACCCAAGGGGCACUUCCCCGGGAAGGCCUAAACCGUGCACCCUUCGGAGGUGGAACCGUCGGGGAUGCUGUGCGGGACAACCCCCUCAGGGAGUACAAGUCGGAUCAAAUGCUGAAAAAAAAAAUAGACGCAUCGAUUUUUAACAACCUGCAAACCAUUUUACCGGAGGGACAGGAGCAGUAUCCACCUCAUCUGGUAGGAGCAGCCAAGAGUGGUAGUGCUUCCGAAUUGGUUAACAAAACUGGGGAUGUAAAAGCAACUGCAAAUGGAUUCAAUCCACUCUCCAGAGAAGACCCGUCUACGGAGCAGAGUGAGUGGCUCUUCAGCGCGUACUGCGAAGACCAUUCCAUCGACCCGUUCUUUCCGCCAACUGAUGAACACAUGGAAAGGAAGAAAAAAAAACACAAGGAAAAAAAAACAAAACAAAACACUUACAUUAGUGGUGACACCGGGGUGAACUCCCCCUCGAGCGUAUUCAUCUAUUCGAAGUUUUUUAAGAACGAAGUGGAAUGCAUGCAAUAUAUUAACCUCACGCAGAGCACCUACGACAGCAGGAUGCGUCUGUUACUGAUCCUGUAUAAGCUGGUCAUAAUAAUGAAGCACAGGGAACUGCUUCACGAUGAAGUCUUCCAGAAGGAGGAAAGCCAAGCACUGAAAGGGGCCAACAUAAGUGGAAGCAUUCCCUUUCUUUUCUUCGUCUUCGAAGCGGUUAUUACGUUUAUUACGCCAUCUCAGCAGGUGAAUAAGAGUUCGCUUUACUACGUCCUGGUGUCAAACAUUUUAAUUAACCUACUGACGAUCAUAAGUGGAAGAAGCUUCGGUGGAGGUUCCGAUGAGCGAAGUCAGGGGGGUCACCCGGCCAACCCGACCCACCCGCAGGAACACACAUCCACGCAACAACCAACCGUGGAUAAGAAACGAAGCAACGAUAGGAGUUCCCUAAAACAUACUCAUGAUACGUUCGUGAGUGAGGAAGGAAUGGACUACUACCACCAGGGUAGCUUCUACACAGAUAUGUUCUCUCACGAAUCGUUCAUUUCGAAUGUAAAGAAUAAAAACGAUCACAUCGUCUUCGACAUUCUGGGAAACCUUUCCAAGAAGGAAGUGAACAAGUACCGAUUCAUCAGUGGGGUAAAAGCAGGGGAAGCCACCAACCAGGAACACACCAACAGGGGAAGGAGAAAACAUUCUUUCGAAAAGAAACGUGAGAACCGCCUCAUAUACGAUGUGCCACUGUUGCUCUCCCUAUUCGUCCGCUGUGUCACCUUGCACCUCCAAAAUUUUAAAUUCCACCACAAGAACGUAUUUGUACAAAGAAACUUCAACGCUCUCCAUGUGCCCAACUCCAUCCUCAAGUGCCUCUUCCCCGAGAACCAUUUUAACAUCAGCCUGUUCGUGAAUCUGCUGGAGCUAUUUUACGUGACAAUACGAAUUUACAACAAUCACUUUGUAGGACUGAACAGGGCGCUGUUCCAUGAGGGGGAAGGUGACUCCAAGGAGGAAGCGAACCGAACAGGCAGCACCAUACACCGAGGAGGCACCCUUGGUUAUGCAUAUACCCCCCGUGGUAAAACAACCGAACGGGAGGAGGACCCCCUGCAUGGUGAUAAGGAACACCUCCACUUGUACGUAUCAACAAUGAAUGGAAUCCUAAAUGAAUGCUACGAAGCCCACCACGAAAACAUGAAAAAUAGGGAUAGCAAUGUGAUCAAGUCGAACCCAAUCGAACGCAUCCUUCUGUACUUUCUCUACAACAGAAUCAAUUCUGUUUAUGACCUUUUUUACAACUUUUUCCUAAACUGCCUGAGGGAGAAGAAAAAAAAAAAAAAAAUUUUCGACGUGGCAAAUGAGUACAUCUACGGGUUCUUAAAAAACGACAUCUAUGACCAAAUUGACAGAAUCAACACAUUUCUGGAUUGUACCGAGUACUACGACUUUUACCUGAACACCCUAACCUUUAUGGUUUUAAAUAAGCACACGUGUCUACACAUAAUCAAGGGAGAUAUCCUCACGAAGCUUCUUUUCGUACCAGAUAUUUACCACGCGAUAUUCGACAAGAGCAAGACCUUCAGUGCUAUUUACUACCUGAACCACGACCAGCGGUAUGUCCGAAACAAGAACCACAUUCUACUCUGCUCCCUCAUUGUGCUGCUAAUAAAGAUGCUAUACGUCUUUGUGAAGAAUGUGAAGGGGGGAGGAAAUUCUUACCUCGAUGCGAACCCGUCUGAAGGGCCUCCCUUGGAUUAUUUAUUCAUGCGGAAGGGUGCAACCAUAGCGGAGGGGUGGGGAGUCCACCCUGCAGAUGCAGAAGACGCAGAAGAUGCAGAAGAUGCAGAACGGGGAGACGGGCAAACGGAAAAGCAGCACAAUGACCAAUUGAAGAACGAAGGGGAGUUGUUCCUGGAGGCCAUGCUAGACAUCAUAAGCAAGCUGUCCGAUCGAAUCAACUUUAUCUUCCUAAAAAUAGAAAAAAUAAAUUGCCUGGCCAUUUUCGAGGAGUCCUACCUCUACGUGGAGCUCCUUACAAAAACGUCCUACUACUGCAACAGCUUUAACAUAAACCACAUGCUGAUCUCGCUAAUGAGCAAAGGAGUGGAGCACCACCUAUUCUACAUAAACCGCAUUUUAGAAAAGUUCAUUUUUGAGAAGGAAGUCAUCAUCGACCCGUACAGUCCGUACGAAAUGAGUGCAUCUACUAGUGAAUCCAUUCAUAGGGAUAAGAAUAAGGCGAAUAUGACGAAUAGGAGGAAGAACGACUUGUCUUUGUUCACGCAGAGAGUUCUUUACCUUUGCUAUAAGUCCAUUCUAAAUUAUAACACCAUCCUGUUGAACAUAAUUCAGACGCCCUACUUCACCUACUCCUACUUCGUGGUGCACCUCUACAUUCUUCUGUUGAAGUCUACACGGCUGGUGACGAACGUUAUUGAGCACUUCGGCCGGAAAAACACGACCCUCAUUCGGACGAUUAGGGUCCACACGGGGCUGUCCUACGUGCCCAUCUGCCUAGACAUCGUGAACACAGUAAAGGAGAAGAAGAAGGAGAAAAUCCACUACGCACGGGGCACCGCCAAGUCCAGCCGCAGCUGUUACCUAAGUGACAGUCACUCGGGCAGCGAAACCUCCAACUAUUUAGGCGAAGUCGUCCACUACAACCGAUCUAUAGACGAAUAUAUAGAUACAAAAAGAGUCUACAAAGACGACUACAUGUUUAACUUUCUUCCAGAGAUGAUUGAACUAAGACGCUACUAUGAUAUCCUGAGAGAGAUCCUAGAGAGGAGUGCAUUCUUAGGAGCCUUCAUUCUGGAGAAACUAAAAGAUACGUGUGAAGAUUCCUGCCUCAAGCAGAUCCUUAUAAGCAACGUCUGCUCCUACCUCAUCCACGUCAACGCUACGCUGCUCCCGUCUAACAUCUGCACCAGCGGUUUGAAAAAGAAGUGCACCUUAAUUUACAACUAUGUGGUGAACAUACAUAAGAAGUGA
Plasmodium coatneyi is the source of this 9972-nucleotide messenger RNA. RefSeq lists its product as uncharacterized. The coding region runs from base 1 to 9972 and encodes 3323 amino acids. The record is from RefSeq and is a predicted model, not a curated record. Lineage: Eukaryota; Apicomplexa; Aconoidasida; Haemosporida; Plasmodiidae. The transcript is spliced from 3 exons.